CAGAGGCAUUUUUCUAUUUCUCAGGGAACAUAUGGCUCCUUGGGAUUGACCUGGCCUUUGAAGGAAGCUUGUCUCCGGGGUGUGGGGACUGUACCUAGACCUCAAGACUUCUGGGAGCAAUUCCGAGAGGGGAGAAAAGGUGUGGCUUGUACCAGGCUGGGCAGAAAAUCCGAGGGCUGAGAGCCAUCUUGUCUGGGCGGAUCUGACUCCGGACUACAUUUCCCAGAGAACCCGGCAGGCGUAGGGCCGACCUUUCACUCGCCUGCAGGACCCUCGGCCUCCGGGGAAGGGGAAGUGCAAGCUCUGCUUUUCUCAGAGAGGUCCCCAGAGGAGGAGGAGGAAUGGCUGUUGACCAAGCCAAAUGCAAGGGAUCAGUGAUGUUCAGUGAUGUGUCUAUAGACUUCUCUCAAGAGGAGUGGGAAUUCCUGGAGCCUGCUCAGAGGGACUUGUACAGAGAUGUGAUGUUGGAAAACUAUAGCAAUCUCAUGUCAUUGGGACUUUAUAUUCCUAAGCCUCAAGUUAUCUCCUUAUUGGAACAAAGGAAAGAGCCCUGGAUGGUUGGCAGAGAGCUGACUAGAGGCCUGUGUUCAGGUCUUUGCCUAAAUUGGGAAGGAAGAGGUGGCAGAGAAGAAGAGAUUUGCUAUAAAGGAGGAGAACCAGAAGAAUUCUUAUGGAACACUACUGUAUACGAGAAUCUGGAAUCAAUGUGUGAAACCAAGUUGUUAUCGCUAAAGAAGGAAGUAUAUGAAAUAGAAUCAUGCCAGAGGGAGAUAAUGGGACUUACAAAGCAUGGCCUCGAAUACUCCAGUUUUAGAGAUGUUUUGGAAUAUAGAAACCACUUUGAAAGACAACUGGGAUAUCAAAAUGGGCAUUUCAGCCAAGAAAUAUUCACUCAUGAAUACAUGCCCACAUUUAUUCAACAGACAUUCUUUACUCUACAUCAAAUAAUUAACAGCGAAGAGAAACCCUAUGAAUGUAAGAAAUGUGGAAAGGUCUUUAGUCAGAAUUCACAAUUUCUUCAACAUCAGAGAAUUCAUAUUGGUGAAAAAUCUUAUGAAUGUAAGGAGUGUGGGAAAUUCUUUAGUUGUGGCUCACAUGUUACUCGGCAUCUGAAAAUUCAUACUGGUGAAAAACCCUUUGAAUGUAAAGAAUGUGGAAAGGCCUUCAGUUGUAGCUCAUACCUUUCUCAACAUCAGAGAAUUCAUACUGGUAAGAAACCCUAUGAAUGUAAGGAAUGUGGGAAGGCCUUUAGUUAUUGCUCAAAUCUUAUUGACCAUCAGAGAAUUCACACUGGUGAAAAACCCUAUGAAUGUAAAGUAUGUGGGAAAGCCUUUACUAAGAGCUCACAACUUUUUCAACAUGUGAGAAUACAUACAGGUGAGAAACCCUAUGAAUGUAAGGAAUGUGGGAAGGCUUUUACUCAGAGCUCAAAGCUUGUACAGCAUCAGAGAAUUCACACGGGUGAGAAACCCUAUGAGUGCAAAGAAUGUGGCAAAGCCUUUAGUAGUGGUUCAGCACUUACUAAUCAUCAGAGAAUUCACACUGGGGAGAAACCCUAUGAUUGUAAGGAAUGUGGGAAGGCUUUUACUCAGAGCUCACAACUUCGUCAACAUCAGAGAAUUCAUGCUGGUGAGAAACCUUUUGAAUGUCUCGAAUGUGGGAAGGCCUUUACUCAGAACUCACAGCUUUUUCAACAUCAGAGAAUUCAUACAGAUGAAAAACCAUAUGAAUGUAAUGAAUGUGGAAAGGCCUUUAAUAAAUGCUCAAACCUUACUCGACAUCUCAGAAUUCAUACUGGUGAAAAGCCCUAUAACUGUAAGGAAUGUGGAAAGGCAUUUAGUAGUGGCUCGGAUCUCAUUCGUCAUCAGGGAAUUCAUACUGAUGAAUAUUGUAGGCAGCGGCAGGAGGCACCUGUCAGGUUUCGUGUUUGCAUGCCCAGCCCUCGCAAGCGGCUGUUUCGCGGUGAGACUCGGAGCUCACCUGUGCUGGCCUCGCCACGCCCCCAUCGCUCCUUGGGGAGGAGCUUGGAGAGCGCCCCGGCCCGCGCAGGGGCUUCUGGGAGAUGUGGUCCCGCCGCCGGGCCUCCGCGCCUGCCUACUCCCAGACACCACCAGCUGGGCCUUCUGGGUCCGCGGGCGCGGGUGGGUCGGGCUGAUUCCGUGGAACAUCGGCUGGUGAAGGCCCCCUGGCGGCCUCCAUGCUCAAGACCUCCGGGCCUAGAGAGAGAGAUUCCCCCAACAGAGCCACUGGGGCUGAGGGGUUCCCCUCCUAAUAGGGAGGGCAAGAUGUGGGACCAUGUAGAAGCUGGAGUGACCUCAAAGACUAAGGAGAAAGCACUUCCUUCUGAGGGCCCUGCCCUACUUCAGGAAGAGGAAGAAAUGCCCAAAUUACAGGAGCUGGUGACAUUCCAGGAUGUGGCUGUGGACUUUACCCAGGAGGAGUGGGAGCAUCUGGAUCCCUCUCAGAAGCACCUAUACAGAGAAGUGAUGUUGGAGAACUAUGGGAAUCUCAUCUCCUUGGCAGGACAUCUGCUGUCCAAAUCAGAAAUGAUUUUCCAUUUUGAACAAGAUGAUGAUGUGUGGAUGGAGGAAAAAAUAUCAAGAAGCUCCUAUUCAGGAGACAAGCCUUACCAAUGCAUGGAGUGUUCUGGAGUCUUCAACUCGGGAUCUGCUCUGAGAAGGCAUGAGAAGGACCACAUGGGAAGGAAACCUCACACAUGUGAGGAAUGUGGGAAGGACUUCAGCCGGAGCUCCAACCUGUCCAUCCAUCGGCGAGUACACACAGGCGAGAAGCCCUACAGAUGUGGUGUGUGUGGAAAAGACUUCAGCCGCAGCUCCAACCUCUCUAUCCACCAGCGCAUCCACACAGGUGAGAAACCCUUCAGGUGUCGUGACUGUGGCAAGGACUUCAGCCGCAGGGCAGCCCUGCAGAUCCACCAGAGUGUCCACACAGGAAGAAAGCCCCAUGCCUGUGAGAUAUGUGACCGGGGCUUCACCUCACGCUCUGCGCUGGCACGACAUCAGCAGGACCAUGCAGGAGACAAGGCCUAUGUAUGUGACACAUGUGGUCGGGGCUUCAGCCAGAGAGCCAACCUCUACCUGCACCAGCGUGUUCACACUGGGGAGAGGCCAUUCCGGUGUGAGGCCUGUGGGAAGUGCUUCAGCUGGAGCAAGGACCUGGGUAUCCACCAGAGGGUCCACACAGGAGAGCAGCCUUACACGUGUGUGGCUUGUGGGAGGGACUUCAGGCAUCGCUCAGCCCUCAAGAGGCACCAGAGGGUUCACACAGGGGAGAAGCCUUACCCCUGUGCUGUGUGUGGGAAAGGCUUCAGUCAGAGAGUCCACCUGCAGAUGCACCAGAAGGUGCACUGUAGGGAGAGGCUUCCAGGAUUGGGCUCUGCACAUGCAGAUGCCUUCCAUGGCCAGGGCGAAUGGCAGGGCAUGGGUGCUGAGAUGCACAACAUGGAUCAGGCUUAAUAAUAUAUAGCAUUUGUUAGUAUUUGUACAGAAAAAAGAGGACAGAUCAACAGCACUUAGAUGGAGAAAUAAAACAUUUUCAGCCCUCCUGAAAGAUCUCUGCAUGCUCAUUUCUACUCACUGCCCCACAAAGGGAAUCACUAUCCUGACUUCUAAAACCAUAGAUUGAUUUUGCAAGUUCUAGAAUUUCAUAUAAGUGGAAUUAUACAAUAUGUAAUCUUUCAUAUAGGACUUUAUUCACCCAAUGUCUUCACCCAUGUUGUUGCAUAUAUUCAUAGGUUCAUUCAUUUUAUUACUGAAUGGUAUUCCAUUGUAUGAAUGAACCACAGUUUGUCCAUCGGUUACCUGUCAAUGGACAUUUACAUUUGGGUUAUUUCCAGGUUUUCCAGGUUUUCAUCAUUAUGAAUAAAGCUGCUGUGAGCAUUUGGGUACACAUCUUUGUGUGGACAUAUACUUUAAUUUCUUUUGGGUAUAUACUUAGUAGAAUUGAUGGGUAUUUUUAAACUUUUAAAAACUGGGCUUAAUAUUAUCUUGUUCAUUGGAUUUUUACAUGUACUUGGAAAAUUUUAAAUACAGAAAUAGAACAGUGUAACAAACACUUAUGACCCCAUCAUCUAGUGUCAGUCAUCAAUUCAUGAUGAAUUUUGUUUCCUCUAUUCCACCCUGCUCCCUCACACACAGUCCUGAAGUAUUUUAAAGCAAAUCCUAGGCUAGGAUAUUGUGUCAUCUUUAUAUAGUAUAUGUUCAGAAAAUUGAGAUUUGUUUAAAAUGUUUUUCCAAAGAAUCAGUCUGUUUAAAAAAAUUUUUUAGGUAA
Molecule: messenger RNA, 4290 nt
Organism: Hippopotamus amphibius kiboko
Lineage: Eukaryota; Metazoa; Chordata; Mammalia; Artiodactyla; Hippopotamidae
Product: zinc finger protein 714-like
Exons: 12
Coding region: 342-3476 (1044 amino acids)
Biological process (GO): regulation of transcription by RNA polymerase II
Molecular function (GO): RNA polymerase II cis-regulatory region sequence-specific DNA binding; DNA-binding transcription factor activity, RNA polymerase II-specific
Source: RefSeq, a predicted model, not a curated record